Molecule: messenger RNA, 6843 nt
Organism: Cuscuta epithymum
Lineage: Eukaryota; Viridiplantae; Streptophyta; Magnoliopsida; Solanales; Convolvulaceae
Source: the annotation of a GenBank genome assembly
GUUUGAUAUAAUAAGUGUUUUUUGUGUAGUAGAAAAAGUGAAAAGCAGUUUAAAGCACUUCUCAACCUGCUUCUAUCUUUUAGUUUUUAAGUGAUUAAUUUAAUUAGAAGUUGUUACUUGAAAACACCAAUUUCAAGUUUUUUAAAACCAAAAGUUGAAAAGUGUUUUUUUUUUAUGUUUUUGCACACACCUUGUGCCAACGUCUUUGUCACUCAUAUUACUACUCAAAGUUGUUGGAUAAUAAAAAGAAGGAAAAUGGAAAUUUUAAAAAGCAAGUUGUGACAACAUACAUUGCCUUUGAUUUACUCACGACAAGUUCGCCUUGUGCGCUGAUUUAUUGCAAUAGUUUUUUAUCGUCAACUAGCCUUCUUUCAUAUCAUAAAUUUCCGGAUCAUUACAUCAGUCAAAGGAAAAACAAACCGACACCAACUAAAUUCCAAAAACUACGACUGUAAAUUCAAUGAUCAGACUUAGAGACGGUCACCCCUGAAAGAGCAACGCGAAUCGCUAACCAUGUAGCGGGCUUGACACAGCCAUCGAAAGCCGCACAAUUCUCCUCGUCCCGCUCUCUUAGCAAAUCCACCGCCAACGGUCAUCUUCAUCGUUGCGAUGCCCUUGCCACCCAAACUCAUUCCCCCCCCCCCCCAAAAAAAAAAGAGAACCAAUCGGAUAUGCCCACUGCACACCAACAAUCCUGUCCGGAAUCCGAACGUUUGGAAGACAAAAUCCGGCUAAAUUGCAAAGCAACGCAAAACUGUUCGAAAAUGCAGCCCCGCGCCGGCCAAAACUUCCAAGACUUGGGAAGGUUUUUGAAGAGAUUGUAUGCCAACCGAAGAAAAGCAGCCGGCCGAAGCCGCUGGAACCCACGACCUGAGGAGGUCGCCGUUGGAGAAAGAGCUAGGCGUUGCGUGAGGCAACCCUAGAGAGAGACGAGAGCUGCAAAGGGGCCUUGUUUAUACUCUAUAUGAUUUAUUGCAAUAUUUUAGUGCGGUGACUAUAACGUCAGUCAAAACUAACCCACUUUAUACCAGAUUAGUCCCCUAAUAAAUAGCUCUAUGAACUCUAUCUUAAUCAUCGUGUUAUGUUAUCUUUAAAAUAAUUCAAUAAUCACAAGCAUCAACCCAUGUAAAACUUCUAAAUUGGCCUCCUAAAUUCAUUUUUGGUUUCAAUUGCAUGAAAAGUUUCAAUUGCCUUUGAUUUACUCACGACAAGUUCGCCUUUUAUUGCAAUAGUUUAGUGCGGUGACUAUAACGUCGGCCAAAACAAACCCACUCUAUACCAGAUCAGUCCACUAAUAAAUAACUCUAUGAAGUACUCUAUCUUAAUCAUCGUGUUAUGUUAUCUUUAAAAUAAUUCAAUAAUAUAAUCUCAAACAUCAACCCAUGUAAAACUUCUAAAUUAGCCUCCUAAAUUCAUUUUUGGUUUCAAUUGCAUAAAACUUUUUCUUUCCUGAACAGAAGAAUCUCUACGACUCAGUGAUAAUUUUCGGAAAGAGUUAGUAUUUCUUGUAACAUCCAAAUUUUUUGCAUGUUGCCACCUCAUGAAAGAAGUGAUUCUAUUUGGAUUGAGCUUUUAAUUUGUGGUGAUAAAGUGCAAACAACACUUUAUAUUUUUAUGACUUCACAUUUUUUCUAAGUGGGUUAUGUUAUAUCCCACAUACUUGGAUAUUUCAGAUUAAAAUCACAUAAAAUAUGAGUAGACUUAACUUAAAUUGAUUGGACAUGACUAGACUUAAAACAAAUCAAAUCAUACCAGCUUCGCUCUAAAUAAUAGAGGAUAAUGAUAUGCAUAAGAAAAUAAAAUAAUAAUGAUGUACUCAAAAUGUCAAGAAAAUUACUUUUUGUACACAUAAUUUAAGCACACUUUUCUGUAUAUACAGACAUCUCGUUAAUUAGAAACAAACAACAAUUCUCUGUAUACGCGGACGAGUGUAAAAUAUACACAAAAUGUGUACAUCCACUAAUUACCUGUGGGCAGGCAACUCGUUUAUAAAAAUGCAACAAUUAUCCGUGUAGAUAGAAGAGUUUGUCAAAUGUGUGCAAAUUAUGUGUACCACAAGAAUGGUUGAAAUCUAAAACAUGAAUAUGUCAUGAAACCAGAGGUUCUAAACUCAAACAAGUCAUACUAUACAAAAAUAACAAACUCUAUGAGUUUCAUGGCCAGUUCGAUAACACUGAAAUUGGCUCAAUUAGUUAAAGUUUAUGAAAUUCUAAAUGGAAGUAUGGAAGUAUGGAAUUAUCAAUUAGUUGAAGUAUGGAAGUAUUAUAUUCUAACUAUAUUUUAUUAAUAGAGCGAGAAAAAUUAUUACUCAUUCCAACGUCUGAAAUGAAAUUAUGUGUUUGAUUAAAAAAAUAUCCGAUAAAACCAAAAACUCGGAUACUAAACGAAAUUUAAAUAUUCCCCAUCACAUUUCUAAAAUAUUUCAAAAGAAAUGGAUAUAUUUAAACUUCAUCUCAUGCUAGACACAAGUGAAAAUUUAUAAAAAUGAAGGAAUUAUAUGAUAGGUAGUAUUUAUUAGAGUUUUAAUAGACAAAAAUUAAAAAUGUGAACAGCCCAUUACUGGUGCGGGUACCGCCUCCUCAGUUCAGUAUGAACAGCCCUCCCUCCGAUCGACAGAUACGAGUUCAUGAAAGAGGAGCUGAACGUCCCUCCCUCCGAUCGACAAACGCAAUAGGAAAUCCGGCGGAUUUUGUUAGCGGCGUCGGGCUUGGUGAAAGAGCUGAGCUGAGCUGUUGGUGAAGGAAGCCAGGCCAGAGAAAUGGAGAAAGUAAGCAUUCACUAAUUAGAAUCAGUUCCCACACCGACGACGGAAGGCUGGGCGACUCCUGACUGGGUCUAUAAAUAAUAAGGUACAGUUGCAGAUAUACUCACCCUUUGGGACUGACCAAGUCCCGCUGGGUAUGGAGUUCUUUAUGAAGUAUGUUAAUCUCCCUGGAGUUUGUAUGAAUUAUGGAGUAUGUUGAGAUAUAUAAUAGCCUCAUAGGUAUCAAGUUAUUUAUAAGGAAUGUGUCGAGAUAUAUAAUAGCCUCAUAUGUUAAGUUAUUCAUACAAAUAAAACGAAGAUGUGACUCCCCUCACAAUUCUGUCAAUGUAAACAGACAAUUUAGGGACCAAAAAGAAAUGUGAAAGGCAACUCGGCUCAGUUGUUUUCCUCACACGUUGCACAUACUACUAGGGAAACACAGAGUUAUGAUAUCUUCUGGCUGUUGUUUAUUGGUCUAUCUUCCCUUUCCCUGUAACAUACGACUUUUCGUGGUCAUCUUGAAAACGAAUACGUGUCGAGAUUUUUGAUACAAAUAAAAAAAAAUGUGAGGGUGAGCCUCCCCUCACAGUUCUUUCAAUAAAAACAGACAGUUUAGGGACCACAAAGAAAGUGUGAAAGGAAACACAUAGUUAUGAUAUCUUCUCGCUUCCCUUUCCAAACAGGAAAAGGAAAAAAGAGUGAGAUGAACAAGAUAUUUUAUGAACUUCCUCCCACUACUAAUCUAUGUGGCUGAUCUGUAAGCAUCUACCAUGUUGGAGUGUUGGGGUUGUGAUGCUGGAACUAAUAUUAUGAUCACCAAAUGUGUUCCAGGUAUGUUUUAGGACACAUGCUCUUUUGGAUCAGCACCUAGAAGGGUGGAAUGAAAGCUUAAAGGAGCUUGCAUUCAAGUAAGUUCUGAAUCAAAGCACCAACAACAAAGGAUUUGGAGCCGCAAGUUUAUAUGGGAGGAAAUGUCUUAUUUGGAGAGAUGGUGGAGGGAUGCAUCAGCUGCAAAGAAAGAAUCCUUCAUCAAUUUAGUACAGAAUGGAGAACUAGAAAUCGUAGGACGUGGUUGGGUGAUGAAUGAUGAGGUAAGCCUGUGCUGUUAACGUAAUGACACUUUUGCAAUGGUAUGCAAGUAAUAAUUUUUCUCUUCAAGUGUUUCAUAUUUUUUCCAAUUGGGAUCUGGGAAUGGUGAACAGAAAGCCAUGUUUUUAACGGAUCACAGUGGCGAUUUGACAUUUUUCUUAGUAAAAUUUACCAUAAUGAAUGAGUUCUAGGCUUCCAGCUUCUUGAAAAAAUGGGUUUAUUUGUCUGGUAACAGUUGAUUAGCUGGUUUUACAUGUAAAACUGUAAUCAUAUUUGGUUCUUGUGCUGGCGCGCGUUCGGAAAGCUAGACUAAAAUAAUAAUCUUUUGGACACGUUAUGUCAAUUUUACUGGGACCCUUGGAUCUUUAGAACUUUAUUUGCAUUUUGCUCUUCAUAUUUGGUUUUCUCGUCAAGGAAUCAUUUUCCUUGCAAUUGUCUUUCAUUCAUCUGUGAAUUUCUCUUGCUUGUGCACCUGCAGCUUAUUUUAUUCUCUUUUUUUUUACAGGCUAAUUCACACUACUUUGCAAUCAUAGAACAGAUAACAGAGGGUAAUUUAUGGCUUAAUGAAACUUGCGGUGUUGUUCCAAAAAAUUCGUGGUUGAUUGAUCUUUUCGGAUACUCUCCAACAAUGGCAUACCUUUUUCGUCGUAUGGGUUUCGAGAAUAUGCUCAUACAGAGGACACAUUAUGAAUUGAAGAAGGAACUGGCUUUGUAUAGAAAUUUAGAAUUCGUAUGGCGGCAGAGCUGGGAUGCUGAAGAAACAACUGACAUGUUUGCUCAUAUGAUGCCCUUUUAUUCAUAUGAUAUUCCACAUACUUGUGGGCCUGAGCCUGCAAUAUGCUUUCAAUUUGACUUUGCUAGAACCUAUGGCUUUACGUAUGAGCGCUGCCCUUGGGGAGAAUAUCCACAGGAGACCACACCAGAAAAUGUUAAAGAAAGAGCACUAAAGCUGCUGGAUCAAUACAGAAAGAAAUCAACACUAUAUCGCACAAAUACUCUUCUUAUUCCCCUCGGAGAUGAUUUCUGCUAUGUCACCGUUGAUGAGGCUGAAGCUCAGUUCAGGAAUUAUCAGCUUCUGCUUGAUUAUAUCAAUUCUGAUCCGGACUUGAAUGCAGAAGCAAAAUUUGGUACCUUGGAAGAUUAUUUCCGGACUCUUCGUGAAGAGGCUGAUAGGGUAAAUUACUCCCGUCCAAAUGAGAUUGGUUCUAUUGAGAUUGGUGGGUUUCCUUCUCUUUCAGGCGAUUUCUUCACAUAUGCUGACAGACAGCAAGAUUAUGUUAGUCACGCUAAUAAUCGGUAAUAGUUGCAGUAUUUUAUUAAUAAAAGAGACGUAAAAUAACAAGAACAGUCCAAUCUAGAGAAAGAUAGUGGGUUUCUCUCUCUAGCCCAAAGCCCAGCCAAGACUUACUGAAUUCCAGCCUGUCCCUCUUAUUUCCCACCCUAACAUAUAUAUAGCAAACAAAACCCGCUCAUUAAUUAUUCCCGACUAUUCCCGUUCCUCCUUCCCCUUCUUACAUAUACCCUAUCAAAAUAUUCUACACCCCUUGUGCUAUCAGAUUACUGGAGUGGUUAUUAUGUUUCUCGGCCUUUCUUCAAGGCUGUUGAUCGUGUGUUGGAGCAAACCCUCCGCGGUGCUGAUAUGAUGAUGGCUUUCCUAUUAGGUCAUUGUCAGAAACCACAAUGUGAGCGGUUACUUACCGGAUUUUCCUAUAAGUUAGCAGCGGCUAGGAGGAACCUAGCGCUGUUCCAACGUCAUGAUGGGGUUACUGGUACAGCUAAGGACCACGUAGUUAAUGAUUAUGGGGUGAGAAUGCACAUAGCUUUGCAAGAUCUUCAAAUUUUCAUGGGAUUCGCCAUGAAAAGAAUGAACAGAACCCAACUCAGUUUGAGGCUGCACAAGUGAGAUCUAAAUACGAUGCUCAGCCAGUGCACAAAGCCAUGUCUGCUCAUGAAGGGACAGUCCAGACUGUGGUGAUAUUUAAUCCACUAGAGCAGACAAGACAUGAAGUUGUGAUGGUAAUUGUUGACAGACCUGAGGUGAUAAUCUUGGACUCAAAUUGGACAUGUGUGAGAAGCCAGAUAUCUCCAGAGAUGCAACAACACUACAGCAGCAAGGAGGAUGAAACAUUAUUCUCUGUAGACAUCGUGUAUACUGGAAAGCUUCGGUCCCCCCAUUAGGGUUGCAAACUUAUUAUGUCGCUAAUGGGUUUGCCGGUUGUGAAAAGGCCACACCAGCAGAGGUCAAAUGGUUCGUGCCUUCUUCCAAUAUUUCUUGUCCCAAACCAUAUACUUGCUCAAGAAUGGAGGGUGAAGAAGCAAUAAUCAGUACUCGGCAUCAGACGUUGACAUUUAGCAUGAAGGAUUGUUACAGAGAAUUAGUCAUACCAAUGGCCGCCAUAAUGGCAUUGCUUUGUUUGUAACUAGUAAAAGAAGUUGCUCUCUGGUUCAUGAAUCAUGACUCUUCGAUGACCACACAUUCAUUUAUUUUUUAAUAGACUGAGAUCGUUCAUGACAAUAUGUAUUCUGAUCCCUGGGAGCUCUGCCAAGCCUCACCACUUUAGGGCUACAAAUAACCCAGGUUCUGUUUCACCGGCUCCAUGGAGAUGCUCCGAAGAGUUCUUUUUGCAUCUAAUUAGAAACAGAGAUCCUCUGAAAAUAGAGUGAGUAGAGGGUAAUUUCCUCUUCUGCCCAAAAUACAAUUAGCUGCUACUAGUGGAUGUCACAAGGUUCUGGUCAACUUCUCUAUUCCCUUUUUAAAAGGAAGACCCAGUGUGCAUGUUGUAGAGGUUUCCAAAUAUAUGGUCUUCGCGAUUAGUACGCCAAUUGCUACGUUGGAAUCCUGAGGAUCGACCGAGUGUACAUAAAAGGUUUGAGUUAAUUUGCAUCCUUUGUGUAUACGGCGGCCUAUUUGCUAUGGUUCAACAAAUAAAUGUCGACUGUUCGAUGAUUGUAAUAAAGAGAUGAGGAACUGUUGACUUGCUCAAAGAAGUGAAUACCUGAAAUGAUUGAAC